AUGGUGAUCCACGCUCAACCAGACACCGCGGAUAUUCAAUGGGGACCGUGCGACAUAAACGGAACGCUGCCAUUCGUAUGCGGCAACAUAUCUGUGCCCCUGGACUAUUCGAAUCCGAACUCGAGCGAAGCGCUCAUCAUCGAGCUUCUGAAGGCGCCUGCCAUCAAGCAGCCUUCUAAGGGAAACAUCUUGUUCAAUUGGGGUGGACCGACUGCGAGCGGGCGGGAGUUGAUGGCGGCACAGGGGGCGCAAUUGAUGGCGACUACGGGCGGUUAUUGGGAUCUUGUUUCUUUUGAUCCGAGGGGUGCUGGGAAAACCAUUCCGUUCUCAUGCUAUCCCAAUACGACGGAACGCCAAAUCGCCAAUCUACAGAACCCAUAUCUCAAUGGGAAUUCGUCCGACACCACAGUUGGACGGCUUUGGGCGGAAAGCGAAAACUUUGAUGAAGCGUGCCACGCCAAUGGGAACAGCACGGGUGGUCUUGUUGGGUACGCAUUCUUGGCUAGAGAUUACAUGCGCAUUGCGGAAGCGCUAAACGAAGAUGGCCUACUAAGGUUCUACGGCUUAUCAGCUGGAACAGUUCUAGGAGCAACGAUAGCUGCCAUGUUCCCUGAUAGAAUCGACCGUAUGGUGCUGGAUGGAGUGUGGAACAUCCACGAGUACUAUCACUACCACGCCGUCCAAGGGUUCCACGACACAGACAAAACCUUUUCCGGGUUUCUAUCUAGCUGUAUCGCCGCUGGCUCAAACUGCACUCUCUCCCGACUUAACCUAACCUCUGCCCAACUUGAAGAGUCCGUCUUCGACCUUAUCGAGACCGCCAAGUACCACCCGAUUCCGUACCAAGGCAUCCUGCUCGACUACACCCUCGUCCGGAACGUUAUUUUCCUUUCCCUCACCCAGCUAGUCAGCUGGCCCGCACUAGCUACCUUCCUCCACGCCCUCUUCACGCACAACAUGAGCGAACUUGACACCAUAUUCCCCUCUCUCCAAACAGAUGAAGAUCCCAUUUUCACAGAGCAACGAGCGGCGACACAGUGCGGCGACAAGGCGUCCGGAGUACGCACAUCCGACAUCCAAGAUGUGUACCCCGUGUUCGAGCAGCUAGAGCAAGUCAGCAAACUCGCAGGCGAUAGGAUCUUCUACGACGUGGACUUCUGCUCGCGCUGGAAGAUGGAAGCCAAGGAGAAAUAUCUCGGCGACUUCAACGUCACGACGCGGCAGCCUAUUUUGAUUAUCGGAAAUACGUUCGAUCCUGUGACGCCGUUGAUCUCGGCACGAAAUGCGAGUGCGAGUCUGCGGGGCAGCGUAGUGCUGCAACAUGAUGGCUUUGGGCAUACGUCGGCUUCCCAACCCUCGCUGUGUACGGCGAAGACGACGCAGGCUUAUCUGGAGAAUGGGACGCUGCCUGAGGACGGAGCUGUUUGCAUGGCGGAUGUACCUCCAUUUUCGAAUGUGACUUGGAUGGAUGUUUUGGGUUGA
Trematosphaeria pertusa is the source of this 1482-nucleotide messenger RNA. RefSeq lists its product as uncharacterized. The record is from RefSeq and is a predicted model, not a curated record. NCBI's taxonomy places the organism in Eukaryota, Fungi, Ascomycota, Dothideomycetes, Pleosporales, Trematosphaeriaceae. The transcript is spliced from 6 exons. The coding region runs from base 1 to 1482 and encodes 493 amino acids.